Morchella sextelata is the source of this 339-nucleotide messenger RNA. RefSeq lists its product as uncharacterized. The record is from RefSeq and is a predicted model, not a curated record. The transcript has a single exon. NCBI's taxonomy places the organism in Eukaryota, Fungi, Ascomycota, Pezizomycetes, Pezizales, Morchellaceae. Bases 1 to 339 code for a protein of 112 amino acids.
AUGGCACCCCUUUCCCCACUCCUCACCCCUAAUAAGUCUGGUGCUGAUUUGGUAAAAGCGUUUGCGCUGUGGGCAAAGAUUGUGAUCCCACUAGUGGUGAUAGGGGCGCUGGGGUUCGGCGUGUAUUGUUGCAGAAGCCAUCGAAAGCAGAAGAGGAGGAGGAGGGUCGGGAUGUUGAGGAGCCUGGAUGCGGUGGAGGAGAAGGAGGCGCAGGGGAAGAUAAAGGGUGGCGCGGGGGUGGAGGUAGUGAGAGAUGUGGAUGGUGGUGGGAUGCAGGUAGAUCGCAUCCAGUCUUAUCCGGAGAGGGAUGACGGGAUAGUGAGGCCUCAUGGAUCUUAG